AUGCGAAGGCGACUGGAAUCUCGGGUGAUCAAGGAAGGCCGUGUGGUGCGGUUUUGGCAUGGCACGAAGCGGGUCAUGGACAUGAUGUCCAUACGAGCGGCCCUGGCCGUGCAAGGCAAUGCGACUGUGGCAGCUGGUCUGCUGGCGACGGCAAAGAAGGAGCUGCCGCCGAGCGUUCCAGAGUCCGUGCCAGAGUCCGCCUCCUUGCUGACGGAGACUGAAGAGUUGCCUGGCAGGGCGGCUUCGAGGGAGGUUUUGGAGAAGGAGAAGAGGAAGGGCGUCACGACGGCACGGCACAGGAAGCUCGCGGCGGCGGCUGAGCGGAUGGCCAAGAAGUGGAAGAAGUUCGUGGAGGUCACGAAGCCUACGAGGAAGGAGACGAACUUCAAGUACAAGUGGACGACGGAAGUCUGA
Messenger RNA from Symbiodinium sp. CCMP2592, 414 nucleotides. The record is from the annotation of a GenBank genome assembly. NCBI's taxonomy places the organism in Eukaryota, Dinophyceae, Suessiales, Symbiodiniaceae.